This is a messenger RNA of Aricia agestis (brown argus), 1492 nucleotides long. It is a transcript of the gene slim, whose product is annotated as kelch domain-containing protein 10 homolog. Gene Ontology annotation, biological process: positive regulation of stress-activated MAPK cascade. Lineage: Eukaryota; Metazoa; Arthropoda; Insecta; Lepidoptera; Lycaenidae. The record is from RefSeq and is a predicted model, not a curated record. The transcript is spliced from 3 exons. The coding region runs from base 140 to 1330 and encodes 396 amino acids. Gene Ontology annotation, molecular function: protein binding.
UGUUUUGCUUUUCAAUUUGCAUUUUAAAAUCCCUAAUUAAUUAAACAAUAAUUACAAACAUUUAUAUACAAAAUACGCUAGUUACUGUAUGGAUACUACAAUUGGUUAUUUAUUGUGACUUACUGUGAAGUAAGAUACUAUGUCUUCAUUAGACGAUUACAUUUUUGAGCCCUUUAAGGUUAUAAAAGUUAAAAGCAGAGGAACAUCACUUCCUAGAGCUAGAAGUGGGCAUAGAAUAGUAUGUGAUGAUACAAACAUAUACUGCUUCGGGGGAUACAAUCCUUCGCUUCCGCUGAAUCGUAGGAACAUGAGUAACCCCACAUGGACGCCCGACAGACCGUUGUUCAAAGAACUUUGGAGCUAUUGCAUAGCCAGUCGGAAAUGGAAGGAACACAAAGUAAUCGAGAAUAUGCCUGACGAAUUGGCUUCCAAUGCAAUGUGUAUGAGUGGCCGGAAUUUAAUGAUAUUUGGUGGGACAGGUGCUCCAUUUGGUAACAAAUGUAGUAAUGAUCUUAUCACAUGGCGAGCCGCAGCCGGUGACGCCAAAUUCCAAGUCCUGGAGGUAACAGGCACCAGACCACCUGGACAGUAUGGACAAUCUAUCAUUUGUUACGAUGGCUACUUUUAUACAAUCGGUGGCACAAAUGGAUUUGCUUAUAGCUGUGAUAUUUUUAGAUUAAACUUGCAAACAUUAGAGUGGGAGCCCAUGUUUGUUGGUACCGGUCAAGAGGGUGAGCCACUAGGGAGGUAUCGACAUGAAAUAGCCAGGCUGGGGAACAAGCUUUAUAUUCUCGGUGGUGGGACAGGCGACUGGGCAUUUGAACUUAAGGAGGUGCCGAUGUUUGAUUUAGAUACAAAAUCAUGGACUAUACAAGCGACAAAAUCUGACGAUUCUUUAAGGGACAAUUCUGCCCCAUUGCCAAGAAAAUGUCAUAGUGCUGUGCAAGUGAACACUCCGAAUGGGGUACAGGUGUUCGUUGUAGGCGGUACCGAUGGACAUUCAGUGUUUGACGAUAUUUGGCGGCUAGACAUUGCAAGUAUGCAGUGGCGUUUAAUGCGCAAAUCGGUGUUACCUUAUCCUCUAUACUUUCAUUCGUCAACGGUUACCUCUUAUGGGUGCAUGUACAUAUUUGGUGGAAUUGAAUCAAAGGAGUUUGCAGCUAGUCGGAAUAAUAUAUUGUAUAAAAUGUGGUUAUGUAUUCCUAAGUUGAGUGAGAUCUGUUGGGAAGCGUUGCUGGCAUCUUAUCCGUCGCUGGACCAAGUUAGUCAAGAGAACUUAAUAAAUAUUGGUAUACCGCGGCACUUCAUACACAGGUUACAUGGUCCGUAAACAAUAUUUAACAUGAAUUUACUGUUAAAGAUUGAUCCAUAGACAGAUAGUCUAUGAAUCAAUGUUGGAUUUUGUGAAGUUAGAGGAGCUGGCGAACAGAACCGGAUUAGUUCGCGAGAAAAAAAUUUAGACAGUGGCUAAAACUAAUAUCAACUACUACUA